Molecule: messenger RNA, 2259 nt
Organism: Pyrus x bretschneideri (Chinese white pear)
Lineage: Eukaryota; Viridiplantae; Streptophyta; Magnoliopsida; Rosales; Rosaceae
Product: transcription factor GTE12
Molecular function (GO): protein binding
Source: RefSeq, a predicted model, not a curated record
AAUCCUAGCUGUAUUGAGAGAUCGAGAGAAAAGAGAAAAGCCCUAAUUCCUCACAUCACUCUCUCUCCCCCCCUUCUCACUCCUUCUUUCAAUCUCCCACUCUUAAACCCUAGUCCCGAAUCGUAUCCCAGCAUCCACGAGGGGGCUGAAAAGCCCUCUCGUUCGCGCCGCGGCGCACGAUCUCUCGGUUGUUUUGCUUUCUGCUUUCGACUCGAUUUCGUUUUUCACUGCACAGGGUGGUGAUUUUCAUGCCUUUAUUGUGAGAGGGCACUGGUCUUCCUAGUGAUAUUGCGUAUUAGGAGGCCAUACAAUUUUGUCUAAGAACUUGAAGUUCCAGCUUUGUUGAUCUUGAGUUCACGCAAUUCGUUAUAAUGAUUGCCACUAAAACCAUGCUGUCGAGCAGCAAGCUGAAGAUUAAAUUUGCCUGCAAAAGAAUUGAAGCUGAUCCAGGGAAAAAAUUAGAAGCUGAUUCUAAUUAUUCUAGGAGUCACUCACGUGACGAUGGGCACCUAGCCUCACUCACAGAGGUCAGCUCAAUGUCAAAAUCUUCACUUCCGGGUUCUAAGAAGCGUGAACCCUCGGGGGAUCUUGAGGGUCAGAAAGAGAAGAAGAUGAAGAUUGAUCGUAGUGUGAAGGUGCAAUGCUCAACGAUUCUCAAAACACUGAUGAAUAACAAGGAAAGCUGGCCUUUCAAUGAACCAGUUGAUCCUGUGAAGCUGAGAAUCCCUGAUUACUUCCACAUCAUCUCUCAUCCCAUGGAUUUGGGCACGGUAAAAUCAAAGCUGCAGAAAGAUUUGUACUUCAAUGCUGAAGCCUUUGCUGGCGAUGUCAGGCUGACUUUUUCUAAUGCCAUGCUCUAUAAUCCUCCUGGAAAUCCGUUUCAUCAUAUGGCAGAAAACCUGAAUAGGAUUUUUGAGAUGAGAUGGGGUCUUUUAGAUGAGAAGUUGAGUCAUGGAAGCUCAAAGGUUGAAUCUGGGAAACCUUCGAGUGGGCAAAUUAAGAAACUAACUUGUGUGAGACAGAAUCCCUGCAACACUCCUCCCUUGCAAAAUAGGUUGGUGGUCAAGAGAUCUAUUCCAUGCGAAGAGAAGGUAAGAGUCCCUGUUGGUGCAACUGAUGCUGAGGCAGAGCUUUCUAAAACAGCUCCGAAUUCUAAGCCCAAAUUGUCAUCAAAGUACUUAAAUACAAGCACCGAUAGUGGCUAUAAACAAGCUUCAGGCAUUAAUGCAAAGCAGCCAUCAAGCCUGGUUUGCUUAAAAUGUGGUUCAUGUGGAAACAUUGCAUGUCAAUGCAGGCAUUCUAGUGACUCAACCCUUACAUCCUUAAGUGACAAAUCUUCUGAAGGGUCAGUGGGCAGGGAGCAUGGUUUGUCUAAUUCUAAUGUAUCCAGACUGGAUUGUCAAGCAAAAAGCUUGUCAACAUCCCAGACGAGCAAAUCAGAUCCAGAAUCUGAUGGGGAUGUAAGUGCUUUGGAUGGGGAAAACAUAUGUUGCAGUCCUCGGCUUACAACUCCAGUAUCGGAUUCUGCUUCUGGAGAAGGAUGGAGCACUUCUCAUUUUGAUGUUCAAAUGUCACCGAAAAGGGCUCUCCGUGCUGCAAUGCUAAAGAGCCGCUUUGCAGACACUAUUUGGAAAGCUCAACAGCAGAAACUCCUAGAUCAUGAUGACAGAAGUGAUCCACUUAAGAUGCAGCAGGAAAGGGCAAGAUUGGAGAGGAAGCAGCGUGAAGAGAAAGCAAGGAUCGAAGCUGAAAUAAGAGCUGCUGAAGCUGCCACACGAAAGAGGGCUGAGAAUGAGUUGAAGCAGCAACGGGAAAGAAAAAGAGAAGAAGCUCGAAUUGCACUUGAGAAGAUGAAGCGAACAGUUGAGGUUGAUACAAGCUUGAAGAUCCUAGAGGAACUUGGAAGAUUUACAGGGUUAUCCGUAUUUGCUCCUAUUCUCAACUUUAAUCGCGGGUCUGGGGGUUUCUGUGGAUCACAUCCCCAAUCACCUUUGGAGCAGUUAGGUUUAUUUGUAAAGCCUGAAUAUUCAGGAGACGACGACGAUGAUGAAUCAAUGCUGUACGAGGAUGGGGAGGAAGGAGAGAUUGUCUGAUACACGUUGGUUUCGCUCAGUUUGGCUAAAUUGUUCGUGCGCUAUUUUUCCAAUUCGGGUCUGUGUUGUAUGAGUGUUGAGAAGGAAGAGAGACCGUUGUAAAUAAUUUUCCCGGUAGUGGACAUGUUGACUGAAUACAAGUAUAUAUAAUAUAUAUAGUUCUCUA